Molecule: messenger RNA, 1677 nt
Organism: Leishmania braziliensis MHOM/BR/75/M2904
Lineage: Eukaryota; Euglenozoa; Kinetoplastea; Trypanosomatida; Trypanosomatidae
Exons: 1
Coding region: 1-1677 (558 amino acids)
Source: RefSeq, a predicted model, not a curated record
AUGAGCAGCGUCAACGAUGCCACGGGAGCCGACUCCCACAACGACUCCAUCCCGCUUGAUAUAGAGGAGAGCUCCAUGUCCAUCUACUCGGAUGAAGAGGGCGAAGGCGACUACGACCCGUCUAGCCAGCUCUCCGAAGACGCCGCCUCUUCGCUCGACUACAGUUCGGUGAGUCGCACCUACGCUUCCCACUCGCGCACGAGCGGUAUGCACGCACGCUCGGAGGACUACACCGGCACCGCCAGCUAUUAUUCGAACGGUGCUGCCUCCAACUCGUUCGGCUACGACGACGAGGACUAUUCAAGCGGUUACGGCUCCCUGACCUACGGCGACUCUGCGCUGCGCUCCCCACAGUCGGAGCUGAGCUCGACCUUCGCCUCGCUCUACUACGAAAACGAGUACGUGGUGAAGAUGCGGGCCACCCUGCGCUUCCUGCGGCGUCCCCUCUACUACUUCGCCUUCACCACGGCCGGCAGCGGCGUUGUCGGGAGUGUCUGCCGACUAGCCACAACCUUUGCCAAGCGUUUUGUCGAAAGCGGCACCAGCAUCGCCGAUCCCUCCUUAGGCGCUUGCCCGGGUAGUGCCGCGAGUUGCGCCAGUAGCUGUUCGAGCCUGCCGUCAGGGUACCUGAGCGUGCCGGAGUGGCUGCGCGAUGUGCGCGCAUCGCUGCCGAGCGUGAUGGAGAUGUCGGCGGCGUGGCUGCUGCGUCGUUACGGUAUACCAGUGCUCUCGGAGGUGAUGCAGAGGCAGCAGCAGGAGUCCGCCACGGCGGCGGCGGCAGCGGCCACCAUGGCAACCCAGGUCAGCACCGGCGUGCAGGAGAUGUGGCACUCCUGGCAGAAGACAGGGCCGUCCAUCCCGGUGGCGCUUUUCUUGCCAAUCUUUUCCGCAGUAGUCUUUAAGGUGGCGCAGCACGUCCGUCCUAAUGCCUCAAAUCUGACAGAGAUGCUGCGCCCACGGCAGGACGCCGAAAACGUUGACGUUGCCUCCGUACAAGUGAAGACCCCGUCACCGGCACAUCCGUCGCUGGUCCUGGAAGCCAGUCCGAUCCCGGCGACGUCGUCCUCAGCAGAGAGCGUGAGCCCACAGUCCGUGUCGGUGGACUUGCUACCUUCCUCGAGUGGAACGGCGUCUGCCACGAUGAACCGCCACAAUGCCAACGGUGAAGGUUUGAACUCGAAACCCGCACCCCUCACAGUAUCACCGGCCGACAUCGCUACCGCGACGAGUGUAUCCCCUGUAGUGCCGCGUGUGAGUGCCUCGGACAUCGGUGGUGUUUCUCCGAGCUCGCCGGAUGACUACCCGGGUGACUCGAACGGCCGGUCUCGCUCAACAACGCAGGCACCGCAGACACAUCGGCGUGCUGCUGACGUUGCGGCACGGGAGGGUGACGAGAAAAAUGGCCAGGCGCUUGAUGUGCACGCCAAUGCCGACGUAGCGUAUUUAUCGCAAGUGUCGGUGUCGCCGUCGCCGCGCCCUUCAGGGGGUGACUACAAGCCAGCGAGCGAACCACCCGGAAAAGUAUUCUCUGCUGCUUCUCCGUCAGUGUCACCACUGCCGCAUGUCCCUCAGCCGCGCUUUGAGGGCAACGGGACGGGUCGAAUCCUCCCAGCGAAAAACUCUACCCUGCGUGGUGACCUCGUGGCUGCGGUGGCAAAUGUGGGCGAGGUGUGGUAG